Messenger RNA from Rhododendron vialii, 837 nucleotides. RefSeq lists its product as uncharacterized. Lineage: Eukaryota; Viridiplantae; Streptophyta; Magnoliopsida; Ericales; Ericaceae. The record is from RefSeq and is a predicted model, not a curated record. The coding region runs from base 280 to 633 and encodes 117 amino acids. The transcript has 2 exons.
AAAAAAAAAAUCAAAGUACUUCAUCUGGUUCUACGCGAUGAAAGGGAAAAAGGGAGAGAGAGGAGGAGGAGGACGACCACCAGACCAACACCAUCAUUGCAACCGCUUCCGGCGACCACCACCGCGACCGCCAUCACCACCGGUGACCUUCCCUCCACCGACCGCCACCGCCACCACCAGUGGCGAUUUUUGCCUUCGCGACUUCCGACGCGACCACACACCACCAAGGUGCUGGAAUUGGCUGAAAACGCGGUGAGGGACAACGAGAAGACCCGUAUCAUGCCACAACCCAUUCAUGUUGUAGCUAUUACUGUGAACAUCCUAAUGAUGCUUCAAACAUCUUCCAGUGUCGAUGCCGACGAUGACGAGGACGAGGACGAGGACGAAGAGGAGACGGGUAGUGAGGAGGAGGAGAAAGACGGGAGCAUGAGGAUGAUGAUAGUGAGGGUGGUGAUAGUAGUUCUUUUUAUUUUUAUUUUUUGCUCGCAGCUUAAGGGAGAGGAUAAAUGUAAUGCCCAUAUAAUGGUUUUUGUAUCCGAAAGACUAUGUAUUACGCUCAUUAUUCUAGUGAAUGCCAGAGUUUGCUUUAUUUAUUUUUUGUUGCUUUCGUGGUUUUCUGAAGACAAUGUUUGAUUUUCUUUGUUGUUUCAAAACUUUAAACUUGAAUGUGCUUGAUGAUUUUAUGCCUUUGGCUUUGUGAAUGGUCAUUAGGACGAUAAAUGCCCGGUGUGGGCUUGUGCGUAACAUGUUGUUGUUGUUGUACUGAACGAGACACGAGACGUCGGGUUAAGAUCAAAAAUAGGGGAGGUGCUGCCCAAAUUUUACUAGAAACUACCU